Molecule: messenger RNA, 1395 nt
Organism: Anastrepha obliqua
Lineage: Eukaryota; Metazoa; Arthropoda; Insecta; Diptera; Tephritidae
Product: modular serine protease-like
Exons: 3
Coding region: 87-812 (241 amino acids)
Cellular component (GO): plasma membrane
Molecular function (GO): protein binding
Source: RefSeq, a predicted model, not a curated record
CGUAGGUGGAAGAGUUAUACAGCACGUAUGAAGAAUUUGAAUGUACUUCGGAUGAAUGUAUUGAUGACUCGCUCAUAUGCGAUGGCAUGCCAGACUGCAGUGAUGGAUCUGAUGAGACGGUAAGCGUUUGUGCCAGUAUGAUAUGCUCCGACUACUCUUUCCGCUGUGGCUACGGUGCAUGCAUAAGUGUCCAACAAGUUUGUGAUAAAAUUUGGGAUUGUGUGGAUGGAUCCGAUGAAUUAUGCUCAAUGAGUGUAGAUACGGAUACGCAGGAAGAACCACAAGAAGAAAAACGAACAUCCACGCCUACUGCUUGCACUAUACCCUACGAGAACUUGCAUCUACAAGUCUGGCUUCGUGGCACAAAGAAACUUUUGUUUUAUUUUGAUAAAAUAUUGCAAAAUGAGACUGUCGAGUUCGAGUGCUCGGCCGGUUUUGAAUUGGUUGGUGCGAACCAUUUGGUGUGUAUGGACAAUAAUUGGUACCGCCAGUGGCCCAAAUGCGUAGCGUUGCAUAGGUCCGAACAAUGUCUGCAUAAUCGCACAUCCUGUGAUAACGGUGAAUGUAUUGCUACAGCAGCACUUUGCAACGGUGUUAAGGAUUGUACAGAUGGUUCAGGUGAGACAGCGACGAAAUGUUAUGGACGCCAUUGCACCGCAAGUGAAUUUCAAUGCAAAUAUGGUGCUUGCAUUUCAAUAGGGGCAGUUUGCGAUACAAAGCAACACUGUGCGGACGGUUCGGAUGAGACGCUGCUGCUUUGUACCAAAGAUGAAAAUGAUUUCUAUAACAUAUUGCAAGGCGGGUGUGUGUAAGUAAUAGAGAGUAAUUUAUUGUUGUUAUGCAACAACAUUUGUUAUUAACUGCCUUUCUCAACUUCAACCACCCACAUCAAAUAAUCUGACGUUAAUAUUAUACAUUUCUUCAAAAUAAGUAUCUAUAAUUCUUCUAGGACCUCGUUGCUCGGUUGUACUUUGUUUUUCGAUCAACUAAGGCUAAGGUCAGCUCGUAGUACAGCCUUUCCGUCCAUUUUAAACGUAGUUUUAGCUUAAGAAUCAGAUGUUUGCUGUCUGCUGUUGUUGUUGUGUUAGUAGCAUAAAUAUUACUCACACAUGCAAGGGGAGUGUUGUCAGUCUGCCAACGUAGAACCGACUGUAGUGGGAACGUCAGUUUUGGGCGCAAAAAUUGUAUUGAAUACAUUCGGCAUUCGGUCUGUGUUUUGCAUUCUAACAUAAAUUUAUUUAUUUCACUAAUUCCGGCAAAUAGUUGACUUCACUUGGUGAAAAAUUAUUGCUUAUCGCGAACUUUUUUAAUCCUCCGUCGGGCACCCGGGUCUAGCUGGCUUUUCGACUUUGGACAUGAAUUUAACAUAUUCUAUUAUAGCGAACGACUUGAGCA